This is a messenger RNA of Trypanosoma cruzi, 1359 nucleotides long. RefSeq lists its product as uncharacterized. The transcript has a single exon. Bases 1 to 1359 code for a protein of 452 amino acids. NCBI's taxonomy places the organism in Eukaryota, Euglenozoa, Kinetoplastea, Trypanosomatida, Trypanosomatidae. The record is from RefSeq and is a predicted model, not a curated record.
AUGUCAUCUGUGGCGAUUGUUUUUGACCUUCGCUACACGGACUGGGACCUCUUCGAGUCAGCCAGGGAAACUUUUGUCACAGCUGUGGGCGAAAUGCUGGCACUGUCACGUGCCGCAUCUUUUUUGCGAGGGGAGCCGUGGUUGCGUGUGGAGAUUUUUGCAGCCAAUGGAACUUGUCUCGUGCCUGCCUGGGAUGCCGCCUUUGACGCCAAUAAUGUGGCGGAUGCCAUGCGGAUAUUAUCGACGCUUGAUCCGGUGCGUUCCCCGGCGCGUGACACCGAUCAUUGUGUUGUUGACGCCCUGCAGCGGCUUUUGUACACCGCUGCCAACGGCGGCGCUGACAGUUUCCGCGGUCUUCUUUUCUUAACAACUUUUACGACGAUCCAUGACUUUAGCCGGCGUGUGCACUCGACAAAGAUCCUAGCCAUACCCUUUAUGGAGAAUUUUUGGGUUUCGCUCCACCUGGAUGCUACGGCGAUGACCACAACCUCGCUUGCGCUGACACCUGCUAUCCGUUUGAUCCGCUGUUCUAUUGGGCCCUUGGUUCUUCGCAGUGCUAUUCAGCAGGCAUUGUCUCCUUUUUUGAAGCUGCAGCGUCACGUUCCCGUAUCACUACGUUUUGGUCGCUACAAUGUGCCAUGUGCCGCCCGCCACUCUUUUUUUUCUCUUCCCACUCGUUGCUGUACGGCGGGAGACUUUGAUUUGACGCGGAAGGGCUGCACCGAGGAAUGCAGUGGUGACAGUGCGAUUCUUUUUCUCUCUGGGCGACAUUUUUGUACCUCCCACUUUGAGCGAGAGCGGUGGGCCACGAAGGAGGUGGCGCUGACGGUGGAGGGCAUUUUAAGCAGCGACGCCGUGAGUGAGGAGCUGUUGUACGGGGACGGCUGGACGCUCUGCCCGAAGGAGACCGAGCCGUGCGAGCGCCGCCCCGAGGAAUGGAUGUACCAUCUCUCCAAGGAGUUGCAGGGAGACGUGCUCAUCCUUACAACCCAGCAGCCACACCUUGACCCACCGCACCAGAUAGCGCUGCCCGCAUCCACAUUUGUGGGUUUUUUUCUGCGACCGACGCUGCUGUACGUUCGCGCUCUCAUCCCACCGGAGCUGCUUGCGGAGCAGGUGGAGUCCGUGGGAGCGUGCGCCACCCGCUAUCGCCAUGACGCUGCCCUCUCGGACGAUAUCAAGAGGACGGCAGAUAAUUUACGCAGUGCCUCCGCCUCCACGCUUCUGAGGAGGCCUGUUGGCGUUUGUCGUGCAUUGGCGCAGCUGAGAAGGAGUCAACAGUUCACUUUGAAGGUCGAAAGUUCUCAGGGCCCCACGAAGCGCGGUAGUGCUUAUUCCCUUCACAGCCUUCACAGAUAG